AUAUAAAUAAAAUUCAAUUAAAACCUGAAACAAAUUUUAAUAUAAAUUUACAACGAGUAAAUUAAACGAAAAAUUCAUGAAAAACUAACAAAAAUAUAACUAAACUGAAACCUACAAAUCGAAAUCCAUAACAAUCAAUUUCAUGAAAUGUCACAAAAUUAUUUUUAUAAUCGAAAUGGAUAUUAUGACAAAUCGUCAUAUCGUCCCGACAUCGACAAUUUCUGUUUAGAUAAUUAUCCAGCAAGAAUGACCUCAUCAUCUACUGCAUGUGGAGCAGCAAGUGAUCUUAGUUAUCGACGUGACCUAGUACGUUUACGGCAGAAAUUGGAGGAACGCCACAAUAGAAUAAUGCAAGAAAAGGCAGCAUUUCAAAUGUUUAACGAAUUCAAAGAGAAUUUUUUUAAGACUUACGGAGAUGCUUCAAUUUCCACAUCUACCUCGAUACCAGUACAAUCACAACAGCCACAAUUGUUAAAUUUACAAACUUUCCCUGAAAAGGAAUCGUAUGGAAUCAGUUCUGCUUAUAGUAGUAACGUAAAUUUGACAAGUCCGGUAUUAUCAACACCUACGGUUUUAGCACCUCCUGUUUAUUACCCACCAUUACAAAAUGUACCAAGACAGAUUCCAACGAUCCCAACAACUUCGAUAUCGGAAGAAUGUGGUUAUGAUACAACAACUGCAAGUAUUGUUAAAUAUAUUGAACAUAUUCAUAAUUUGGAAAGUGAGAAAGAAGUUUUUGAGACUGUUGUUAAAGCGUUAAUUGAAUAUCAGAAGCGUAAAACGGCUAAAACAAAUGCAUCGAAUAUCAAAUUAAUUCCGGAAGAAAUAUCGUCUACUAAACCAUCAAAAAAUCAAGAUUUGGAAAGUUUUAAGGAAGAAUAUUUAAAGAAAUUAGAUGAUGUUAAAAGUGUGGCUCAAGAUAUUAAAGAGAGUGUUGCAGAUUUUCGACAACAAUUGUUAUGCCAAAAGCAACAACAACAUAACGAAAUGGGUGAUAAAGAAGUUUUGACGCCCGUAAGAGAUUGUAAUCCGAUUGAUAACGAUGGUGAUGUCGUUACCGAAUCAAAAAUGACCAAUAAUUCAAGUAAGUCAUACAAUUCGAAAGGAGGUACGGUAUUGAAUAAUAUCGAUUAUACGUUAUAUGAAAAUGGAAUGAAUGGGGUAACAAAUAGCACUCCGAUUACUUAUGGAGGAUGUCGAAAAAAAGAUGAGAAAAUAUCAAAAUCAGAAUCGGAAAGAAUUCCAGCUUCUAACUUUAAUGAUAACGAUGUAAAAGCAACAAUAACAAAUGAAAAAUGCGAAACAUGCCAUGGUUAUCUUAUGCAAAAAAAGUUUCACGACAAUCUGAAACAUUUCGAUGAUACAACCAAUGAAACUGUACAUUUUUCAUCUGCUGAGCGUCAGUUUGCAGAACAAACGCCAGAGUGCAAAUGUAUAAAAGAUGAAAAUGCGCAUGAACAAAAUGGUGACAAAAUUAAUCAAAUUGACGAUGAUGAAAAUAUAGUAACGAAAGAGAGUCAAACAAUACUUUAUCCAUUGAUGGUGAAAUCAAAAUCGGAUCAAUGUAUGAAACAUUGGGAACCUGAAAAACUAAGGAUUGUGGAACAUUCGAAACAUCAAAAACAGUCUGUGUGUUGUCUCCAUAAGAUUUCCUCAACGAAUCAAGUUAGUCAUCAAUGUGCCUCUAAACAAUAUUCAACAUCGAAAUGUUACUUCGAAGAAUCGAAAGUAGUUAAAUGUGUUGUUCAACAACAUAAUACAACGAUUACAUCAGAUGAUGUCAUAGAGACAACUGAAGAUCCAAUUGAUGCAGAUACAAUUGUAUCAUAUUUUGUGAAACGAGUUAAAGAUUUAAAAGAUCAAUGUCGAAGAUAUCGUUCUAUGAAAGAUGUUUUACAAAAACGCGUAGAGGAAUAUUCGGGAAUUUAUACUAAAGAAAAUAGUUUAGUUUGUUGAGUCUU
This is a messenger RNA of Chrysoperla carnea, 1961 nucleotides long. RefSeq lists its product as uncharacterized. The coding region runs from base 148 to 1956 and encodes 602 amino acids. Lineage: Eukaryota; Metazoa; Arthropoda; Insecta; Neuroptera; Chrysopidae. The transcript is spliced from 2 exons. The record is from RefSeq and is a predicted model, not a curated record.